AGACCACUAAAGUUCACUCAUGUUCAUUUACUCCAUUAUUUGUGAAAACUAACCCGCCUCAUCUUAAGCUCCUAAACUUAACUGGAUUUUUGCUGUUUGUCAACUCAUCUGUGGCACAAUGACCCUUGAUUUACGGAAAUAUUCCAUCGUUGGAAAGUAUGACCGCAUGAAGGUUAAAAGUCUCUCUGAUAAAAUGAAAUGGAAAGAAAUUUUUAACCUGAUGGACAUCAAUAGGCGAUGGAAGUUUCAACGCAGUUUACAGCUGUAAACCUUGCCUGAAGGACGUGGAUCAUUCGUAAAAUUCAAAGGUAUGCUUAUUUGAUAAAAUGAACUUUUAGAAGGCCAUGAUGUAAUCUAGAGUCAGGUAUAAGAAUCAACCAAAGAAGAUCGUGGUCAUUUACUGAAUUAACACAUCAAGUGGUAGAAAAAAAAAGUAAUUUUCCGUUCACAGGGUGGUUAAACUUGCGAACUAAAAAUGAACAAAUUUUCAUCUCCGAGGAAUUGAAAGCAUUAAGACUUGGGUCAGCGCAGUUAUCUCUUAAAAAAAAUCUAAAAGUUUCCAUAUCUUAUAAAAAGGUUCUAAAAGGUUCAUCUGUUUCUCCGUAUUCGUGACUCAAGAUUAACCUAUUUGAUAAAUUAUUAUUAUCAAUUAUUUCUAUUUAGCUCCGACUGUCUUUUAUAGAUGUUUAAGUCAUAAGUUCUCGCAUGCUACUCAGAAAUUUUCAUGAGUAAAAUUAGGAAAAGGUUUAUCAAAAGUCUGAGUGGCUCAAUCCGCCAAAAGCCACAUAUUGUUCUGCAUUUAAUUGUCUAAUUAUAUCAUCAAGCGCGGAACCAAUUCUUAAGAAUGGAUCCAUUUAACAAUUUUGAGACACCAACAACAACUCAGACUAGAAAAACUAGGGAUCAAAAGAAAAAGAACUCGGCAAAUUGUCAUUAAUUGAAAUACCAUACAAUGUUCGUAUUUAUUCCCUACAAAGAUAAUCAAAGGCUUUCACAUCAUAAUAAAAACAGCGCAACACGAUUAUAUGAUUCCAAACGUUGCUUACUCAAAUUAAAAAACAGUGUUAUUCUUUUUUGAUAGAAAAAGUUGUUUCAAACUCAUCCAUACUAGCACAGUUACUAUUUCAUUUUCGCGCCGGUGAGACUCACCUGCCAAGUCGGAGCAUGCGCAAUCAAUUUGACUUAAAUGUCACGAACCAAAACUUUAAAAAAAACUGCCAUGAGGACAAGUUCCCAUCGCUCCCGAUUCAUUACUUAAAAAGAUACUGCGUGCGCGUUUUGAUCCAAAUUUCUUAGGGCUAAAUCAGUGUAGUUCAAGAGAUUACAUUGCAUUUGAACAUAGGAAUUACCAUUACGAAGUGAUCAAUCUUUGGUUAGAUUUUAAUUUCAAGUCUCCUUUUAUCAUAUUUUACUACUUUCCCCCAAGACGUAUGGUAACGAAAAAAUAGCGACAUGCGAAAAUUGAAUAUCAAUAAAGAGAUUUUAUCUUUUCAAGAACUCCCUCUUUCGCGACAUUUUAAGCAUUUUUGACAAUAAAAGCAAUACGUCAAUUUUUUUUCAUUUGUUGUGGAUUCUUGAGUAAUUUCUUAUAGCUUAAAGAUUCAGUGAUAAAGAUUAAUUGAAACAGAGGUGGAAAUAAGGUAGCUAUCUUUUGACAUAGCAUUACCAGAAAAAAGCGGCACUCUUUCAUAUACAUUCCAGUCAAAUUUUUCCGAUUAGAUUUAUCUUGUUUCUGUGCUUUGCCAAGCUGAACACUGAUUAAAAAAAAAAGUGAUUUCAUCUCUCUACAUGUUUGUGUCCAGAUAACACACUUUGUCAGUAUCUAAACUUGACAUAUUUUCAACGUUACGACCAAAACUCAAAACAUGAAGCAUUACUAAUGAAGUGAUUUUGUGUUGUAAAAUCUUUUCUAGCUUGAAACGAAUGGUUAAUCGGAGAUAAAUUGCAGGUUUAUUUUGUAUUUUUCAAGUUUUGGUUUUUAUUAACUUAGGCACCCCACUAAGCUACCUUGGUCUUAAUAGGCAAGCGCAAAUAAAGGUCAAUUACAUUACAGUCCAACAAGAUUCUGUGGAGUGAAGCAGUUCCUUCUAAUUAAUAUUCCGCGACAGCGAGUUUGUUCUUCAUUUCUCUAACAUUCAAUCAAAUGAAUGCAAUAUUAAAGAAACUGAAGAGCUUGCUUUAGAAGAGUCUGAUUUCGUUGACAUAUGUCAAAAACACUGAUUCCUUUGAAACAAAAAGAACAAAAGUCUAUGGAACUGCAUUGUUUAAUGUCAGAUAACUCCAGUGCUAAAUAUUCUAUUUGAGUUUGAUCAUUAUUUCAUAGCUUACCAUAAACUGUUUCCUAUGUUUAGAUUGGAAAGAUCUCAAUUACACACAGCUAACAAGCGAGACAACCCUUAUGAAAAAUUAAAGAGGCCCAAUGAACCUGACUAAAAGGUUCCCACUUUUCCGAAUGAAUAGUGGUCUCCUAAAGCAACCACAGUUUCGAGAACAUUUCUUGAUUAGCAAUAAAUAUGUCAAAUAUAAAAAUUGCGUCUCAGUAUUCUGGUAGUAGUUUUAGUCAAGGAAAUUCUCAAAAGCCUUGAGUAACAAAUCGCGAUGUAUUCUUUUCCGACCCUAACAUAAAUAUUUGCUUCGCAUGUUUUGGAGCCAAAUAAAAGAACAAAGUUAAUCGAACAGAGACUCCUUAGAAAAUAACCUUUUUCAUCAAAGUUUCAGCUUUGGGUGUUGUGUGGAGUAUAUUCUCCUUCGGGCAAACAUCUUCGAAACAGAAACAUCCGCGUGAGACAAUUGCCAAUUUUUAAAAUGGUAUUUUUCGAAAGCUCCGCCUAAGUUUUUAUCAUUUUCACCUUGUUUCAGAGUUGAUUAAAGUUCAUUUCUUUCGUCAACAUAGAACAGAAUAUUUAAGUCGGAAUGCGAGGUAAAUUUUCACUGCCAUAAAAUGCCAGCGCUAUGAAUUAUGGAAACCUACUUGACAGGUCAUCCAUAUUUAAUAACUUUCUCUAGCAAACAAUUGAAGCUAUUUUCAAAACACAAAAUUAAUUAUUGAAAUUUCAUAUUGAUUGAAUCUGUUGUCACUUAACCCAGGAACGUAAUCAAUUAUUAACAAGUCAAACUUUUCACUAGCUUUCUCUCUUUCUAUCUCUAGCGCUUUCUACUCACGCCAGGUACUCUAGUACAGCCAAGUACAAGGUUAACUUUGUGAGCCGAUCGAACAGAUUCGCAGGAGAAUCUCUUAGAAGCAUCUAAUUUUUGUGUCAGAACUGCCUUUACAUUUCUCAAAACAUUUUCGUUUCUACAAAGAACACGGAAAUUUUUUGCCUUAAAUCGCUUCCCAUUUCGGAUAUCCGUUUGGUAAACUCCUCCUCAACAUUUUUGCUGGUUCAAGAUUAAACACGUGCUCGUCAAAUCAAAGAAACGCACGUGUUCCAUAGCACAGACUCUCGCCUGCUUCUGAGAUCUUUACGAGCGGAAGCGACGCGAAAAAUCUUGCGAAAGACUCAUAUUUUUGGAAAGACCUGAUGGAGUUUACCUUUCAUUGCGUAAUUUAGAGACAGACUAAAAUUUUACUUUGCAUCUCUAGUUCAGGUAAGAAGUUUUCAGAUAACUUGUAAAUUGUCUUUGUUAUAUGGCAUUUCCAUUUAUCCGACAUUUCAGUAGCCUAGAGAAAAAUAAUAUUAGAGAACAAGAAAUUUCAAGGAAACUUUAAGUUAAAGGUUGAUUAGAUUCUGCCUAUAUCUCAAGCUACUAAUGUAUUCGCUCACGCAGGUGCUCAGGAAUUCCUAAAUUUUGAAGAUCAAGAACGCCAAAGAUAAUUUUAUCGGAGAUAGUAAAAUAUUUCUUAUAGCUAAAACCAUGGUAGAUAUGGAAAGCUUGGUUAUUUUAACCUUAGGGUUUUGACUGCGAGAGCUGUACGACUUCGAAACAAUAAUAUUGUGGCUUCGGUGCGGAACAAAUUUUUUCUACAGAUUUCAUCUCAACUAACGAUCAGUUCCAAUAGCGCUGAUUUUUUUUACUUCAUAUCAGAUUUCUUUUGACCGCUAAAACUAGACAUUUUGAUAAUAUUUCCUUCACCGAAAAUUCGGGAAAGUGUCUAUUAAAGUUUUGUGUUUGCUUGUUAAAUUACCCGUGACACAUUGUGUCGGUCAGUAAGGAAGGCAUUAAGACAACUUCAUCAGAGCUGCCCAUCAGGCAUUAUCGACAGAAAAACCGUGACAAAGAUAUCAUACAGUACUGUCAUUUGGAGUAAGAGCGCAAAGUGUUAUGGAAAGCGUUCCUUUUUUGUUCAGUCUUGUCGGAGUGAAUAAUUUCGGUCGUAAAUUAUUCGAUAAGCUGAAGUUUGGUGGGCCUGCCGGCACGUGCCACAAAUAUUCUGUCAAAAUAAUGGUAGAGCGACUACCUGCCUUGGCGAAGAAAAGAAGCUUGUUUUACCGCCAAGAAGUUAUUUAGCCUUCAUCAAUUUUUCAAAACGUGGAGCAGGUGACGGUGUACGCUUCAUUUGACAAAGCAUGAAUAAUUUCCUUUCCAACUUAUGUCAUUUGUAUAAGGCCAAGAAUAUGGCACCUGGUGAGAAGAGCCGAUAGAGCGUUGUGUGAUAAUUUAUUGAUAUACUUUUCCAUUUUUCAUAGGUUUCUGCUUGUUAAACUUCCUUUACUAACGUGAAACCUACAGUAAAGAUCAUCUUAGCUAUAGCAACGCUUUUUUCGAGCUCGAGUCUGAUUGUUCCGAAGUCGAGAUUUUAAAAAUGGCAACAUUUACAACGUUGGACCGAACAAGACAGGGAGGAAAAACUUCUCCUCUUCAGCUCCAAACUUCGCCUAAUCCGCCGUCCACCCAAAGGAUUAAGCUAACCGCUGAAGAUUUGUUCAACUAUUUGUAUGGCUACACGCCCAUUCGUCUAGUGGAUCCUAUCCAACUACAGCAACGGAGAAGAAAAGCUUCGCAACUGGAAAAUGGCGCGUCUAACAAAGCUUUUUCAUGUAAGUAUAAACAUCAGAGAUGUAAAUAUUGUCUGGAAAGUCUCAUAACGGUGCCAUACCGAAACGAAACGAAACACAGCUUCCUUCAAAACGAUAAAGAAAAAUUCACUGCGAGAUAAAUUGCAUAAAGCUUUGACAAGUUUACCAGGGCUAGUAUCUGAAACAUUCAUCUACACUUUUAAUAUACUAUUGUUUACUUUGGAUGGAGUCGAGAAAAGAAUGAAUUUCUGUUAAUUUAUCGUGACGUUCGCGACUUUGCGCGAGGGCAGAAAGGUUCGCAUUCAUUACUAUGAAAAUAAUUAUCCAAAAUCGCUAGUAGAGAAGCACGUAGUUUUCAAAAACUUUAUCAAGUUCCUUUAAAACUUUUAUGAUGCUAUCCUCAACGUUCCCUCUUCGUUUAAACGAUAUUCGCACAAACAAAAUCUGACGUGAGAAUGGAAGAUAACCAGCCAGGCAAAUUUUAUUCUUACCAAAUGUUUGCAGGAAGAAAAUAAGCAAACUAAGGAGCGAUCGGAUGAAACAUGGCAGGUUUAGAAGGAGACCGCCAAGGGCCCUGUUCUUCUGAUUUAAAACACGAGUUUUGGAUAUAACACUAAAAUUAUUUCAAUAUCAACUAUUCAGUCUCUUAAUUGUCCAAACGCUAGAACUGUUUGUUAAUAAUUUGAUACAAACCGAUCUGUUUCGGAUAUCGACCCCACACCGAGGACUGUGAUUUGCUAGUUUACAGUCUCACUAACCAAUUCACAAAUAGUCCCCUCGCGAACUGGUCACAUAGUUUUGAACCAGUUAAUCAAUUCAUCUCAUUUUUCAAGUUAGUAAAUUUAUAAGUUGUGAUCUGCGUCAGGGAUGCGAUUUAUGCAUAUUAAAUAUGCAAAUAAUUUGAGUUAGCUCCUUACAUGCCAAGUAAGAGAGAAACAAAAAAGUGAAGUUAACAGAGACAUAUUCACUAUGCUUAAUUCUGUAACUUUUGGCAUAAAAAUUUAUUUUUGACGACGGAGAUAAUAAUUGGUAUUUGCGGAACAUGAUUUCGGGUUAUAUAGGGUGAAAAAAUUAUUGAUAAAGGCAGAUUCCAAUACGAGCUAUGGGAAAAUUCUUAGAAAUUCUCAUCUAUUAUUCAAUUUUUACAACUUUGAACCGAUGAUAGUGAAUUACUGAAUUUUAUUUUAGGAAUAGAACUAUCAGUGUACGAGGUUACUUUAUAAGCAGUCAAGGAAACAUGGAACUCAUCUAAAAUUAAAUUAAUCGCCGGAGACAAGUGAGAUGAAGAAUUCAAUGUAUUUUGACAAAUAAGAACAGUUUCAGAUUAUUAUUGUUUCCAUGUGGUUAAGGGAGGUACAACCUGGCAUUGUUUAUAUUCUGAAUACAUUGUUUCAAUCUAUUAAAUGAAAAGCGACCAGCUACGCUCUAUCAGGAUUGGCUUUCAGCAGAAAACCACAUGUAAACGACUUCAACAAAUGUCUGGUAGUGAAACAAACAACUUGAUGGGUUGUUUAUGAACUUGGCCUAUCGAAAUUGGCCUAUGUUGUCGCCAACUCAAAAUUGUCACGCGAACUUUUCCUCUUCGGGCUUAACAGCUGUGAAUGAAGUGGGUGGUUUUUAAAAGAAACUGUGGUGUAGCGUCGGUAGGGGAAUAUAACCAGAUAAUUUUGGCAUUAUUAACUAAGUUCAUGAUGUAAAUUGGCCACCGUUAAGAGUUUCAAAGCUGACGUUUCAAGCGUACUUCGCCAUCAUCGCUCUCACGAAGGGCUAUUGAGAUUUCGUUCUUUUUUAAAUAACCGUUAUUUACAUUAACAGUCGAACGAUUUUCCCCUAACAGCAAUUGUUCAUUAUCAAAGUUUAAUAAUUAACGAACCAUAAGAAAAACUCGGCUUUCAUUGCUGUCAUUCAUACAUUAAACCAAAAAUGAUUCCUGUUGGUUAUUUUAACUUGUUCCAGCUAAUCACCACUUGUGUUUAUAGGGUGCGAUAUUUGCAACGAGAAACAUGAUGGAGAAUGUCCGAUGCAUGGGCCUUUGCACUCUCUUAGAAAACUUGUCAGCGCUGGGCAAUCCCAUAGUCCUUUGGAAAACGGAUCUAUUCUCAAAUUUCCGGACGAGGUAUGCUUGUGUACAUCCAGCAUUCCUUGUGUUGGCUACGGAGUGUGUGCAAGAAAGAGAAUACCCGCAGGGACCUGGAUCGGGCCUUACGAGGGAAAGCUUGUGCGACCAGAAGACAUCAAAGUUGAAACAGAGACGGAAUAUAUGUGGGAGGUAAAAAAUUUCUAAUCUUAACACCACUGAAGGUGAUUCCUGUUAAGAAAACUCUCUGGUAGAGUGCAGUUAAUUUGAUGUUUUCUUCUUCAGGUGUUCCAUGAUGGCCAGGUCAGUCAUUAUCUUGAUGGAAGAGAUGAAGCUAAUUCCAGCUGGAUGCGGUUUGUUCGCUGCGCUCGACACAAGAAAGAACAGAACAUGGUGGUAUUUCAAUACCAUGGCUGUGUCUAUUACAGAACAAUCCGAGAGAUUCUACCUGGGCAGGAGCUGCUAGUAUGGUACGAUACAAGAUAUUCACAAUUCAUGGGGGUUCCUGUGGCACUCAGUGAUUCUGGAAGUAGAGGUGAGUGUUUCUAUGACCGUGGUGGAAAAUGUAAUGGGCACCUGCAACUCUUUUACUACACCCACACUUUCCUCUAAGUCAUUCUGAUUUGGUAGUUAAGUGACUUAAAUCCAAUGUCUAUCAACAGGGGUCCACCCCCCUCGGGAUCUGGUCGCCCAAGAAAGGUCUCGGGCCAGAGCGGAUAAAAACGAAACAGUUGAGCCAGGGGCUAGGAGAAAUCUUACAGACCAUGCACCAGCACAAAGGGGGCGGCCUCCCUUGCGAAGAAAUGAACCUGCCGAAUCGAGCAAAUCAGAGCAAGAUCACGUGAUGCUGACCGAGGAUAGAAGAACAACCUCGUAUCGCGGACGAGGCUACGGGUACAAACAACAAACCAGGACGCCUGCGCGUUUUGAUCCAGCAGACGAUUUUACCUGGAGGUGCAACCAGUGCUUUAAAGCAUUUACAAAUCGAGAACAACUUGAAGUGCAUCAUUGUAAUGGUAUCAAUGGAGGGAAGAACUUGACUUGUUCGCACUGUAACCAAUCGUUUUCUCAUCCCCUAGAGUACCGUACACACAUGGAGACACAUGUUAAUGAAAGGCCUUUCAGAUGUGGCUAUUGCGCAAGCGCCUUUGCCAGCGCUGCUUUGUUGAACCAGCACGUACGAGUACAUAUGACCGAGGGAACCCUCGGUCCAGUGAAAGCGUCGCCAAGACAUGAUAGAGCAAGCCAAGAGUUUCAUUUUUAGAGGAAAAUAAAGCAUAUUCGAGAAUUUAUAAUUUCAAAUCAAUUGUCAUCUUUUAACGCAACCAUUCAUAAAAAACAGGUCACUUUUAGUGGCGAACUCACGUAUCUCGGCCUCUUUCCUAAGAAAACUGUCAUAUGGAGUUUGGUUUGUCGUGUAAACAAGUUAUUCAAAUGACUGCCCAAUUGCCUGAUAGGUUAAAAGGUGUUCUUAAUAUUGAAAAAGACAAAGAGAACUUGCAAAACUGUAUUUGUUAAGAAAAUAAAUGGAAAAUAUAAAUAAAUUGUGGCUUGAACGAACAGUCAUCCAAAUAACUCGAAUUAAAAGGCGUA
Molecule: messenger RNA, 8628 nt
Organism: Pocillopora meandrina
Lineage: Eukaryota; Metazoa; Cnidaria; Anthozoa; Scleractinia; Pocilloporidae
Source: the annotation of a GenBank genome assembly